ACUUUUAGGGAUGACUUUCAUCAUUGAAUCCGAUUAUAAACCCAAUGAAUUGAAUGAGAGAAUCGAGGCUUUCAUACAAUGGUCUCAGAAAUACAUUCAUGAUAUGAAUGACACGGACUUUGAGACACAGAGACAGUCAUUGAUUGCACGAAGACUUGAGAAACCGAAACAACUCUUAGAAUAUUCGCAUAGACUUUGGUCUGAGAUCUCGAGCAAAGAGUAUGACUUCAAUAGGGAUGAGAUUGAAGUGAAAGCCAUCAAAGAGUUGACAAAACAGGAUAUCAUUGCCUUCUUUGAGAGACAUCUCUCCCACUCUUCAGCCACUCGUAAGAAACUGACGGUCAGUAUAAUCAGUGAAAACCCAAUCAAUGAAAAGCAUUUGAAUGAAGUGAAUGCGGAACUAAUGCCGGCCCCAAAACUACCGGAAUCAAUAAGAAUUGAAAACAUAACACAAUUUAAGACACAUUUGGGUUUCUAUUCUGUACGCAAACCAGUAGUCGAUGUCUACGCUAAUGAUACCACAAUUAUCGAUGACUUGUUGGCCAUCAUAUUCUCCAAACUGAACUUUGGGUCAGUACUCAGCGCUCAGACGGUAUGCAAACGAUGGCUCGAUGUGUCCAAAGAGGGCUUCCGUAAAGUAACCUCUAUUUGGAUCAAAGAUAGUGACAAUUAUCAGACAGUCUGUGAGCCCUACGGGUUCAAUGAUCUGAGCAACACAUGUGUGAUCCGUUUGAGUCAAUACAUUUCCAAUAGACAGACAUUCCGGUCGAUACUGACCAAAAUCGUGGCGAUGUUUCCCAAUUUAAAGCGCCUAUACGUUCGUCUCUUUGAACUUUACAUCUCAAAAGAUAUCUUCCUAUCGAUCGCCCAGAGCUGUGUCCGCGACCUCCAGAGUCUGUCCAUCAUAUGUGGCGCUAAUAAUGUAUACAUUAGCGAAGCCGAGGCACUACUACUGGCCAUUCGUUACCCAAACAUCCGAGUCCUGCAGUUGCAGUCAAAUAACUUAUUCAUAGAGCAGUCGGCCAUCGAUAAACUCCUCCAGAAUCUGCCAAAACUGGAAGUGUUUGCACUGAACGACACAUUUUGCCACAAUAUGGCAAACAGUCCCGUAUACGACGGCACAGUGUAUCGACAUCUGAGCACCGGUAUUAAAGUCCUAAUAACCACUGGCAAUAUAUUAACACCCGAUGUCUUACAAGACAUGGUUCGCAGACCGUAUCAUCGAUUACGGGAACUAAUGGUACAUCAGUUCGACAUCAAGUGUAUGGCACUAAUCGCCCGACACUUCCAGUCCAUUGAGUGGCUUAUCAUUCAUUUGGAUCCCGACUGGUGCUCGGACUUCACGGCCCAGGAGUUCAACCAAUUCAUACGGGAGGUGUCGGCCAUGAGAAACAUGACUCACUUUACUCUGAAUUUUAUCGGGAUUUUCGAUUGGGAUUUGGAUUACAACGGGGAUGCCGUUUGGGAUCCAUUGCCGCCCGACUUCACAGCCAAUGAGAUACAACUCCUGGGGUUGUGUCCGAAGUUAAAGAAACUGGAAGUAACGGCCCGUAUGAGCGCCGACUCCAUGUUCGCCAUCAAGUUAGGUUUUAGCAAAGGGUGGUGGUGGGGAGUAAAGUGGUGUAGCGUGUCCACGAUAUGUGCCAUCAGUUUGGCUCAGGAUUUUGAUGUCGAUACCCAUGACCACGGGUCAGGAGUUGAUGAUCAUCAAGUUGAUAACAUAAUCGGGGACAUAACAAGCUAUGUUGGGGACCUAUCUCACGGAUUGGGAGAUAUUGGACACGGAGGUGGAGGUCAUGGCGACGAAGACGAUGAGGAUAUUGAUGACAAUCAUGAAAAUUAU
Molecule: messenger RNA, 1843 nt
Organism: Oppiella nova
Lineage: Eukaryota; Metazoa; Arthropoda; Arachnida; Sarcoptiformes; Oppiidae
Source: the annotation of a GenBank genome assembly